AUGGCACGACUCAGAGAACUCAAAGGCAUUCUCAAAGACAAAGCUUCACUGUUUAAAGCAAAUCUCUCAACUAAUCGCCCUAUGUCCUUUGUAAACGUCACCGUCCUCCGCGCCACCACACACAGCACCACCUCUCCGCCGUCGGAGCACCGCCUCAUCGCCGUCCUCUCCCUCGGCCACCGAUCAAGCAUCAUGGCAGAUGCCUGCACUGAGUCUAUCAUGAAUCGCCUCCAUAGAACACACAGUCCUUAUGUUGCUCUCAAAUGCCUUAUAAUUAUUCACAACAUCAUUUCUAAGGGAUCCAUCAUCCUCAAAAACCAGCUUCCCUCUGCAGGUGGCUAUAAUUUUCUUCAUCUUUCCGAAUUCGAUUAUAAGUCCAAUGUCGAAAAACGAGAGAUUAGCCUGUGGGUUCGAUGGUAUGCAGGUUUCUUGGAACUUAACUUAAUGGCAAGUAGGGUUCUGGGUUACUUUUCUUCUUCUUCUUCUCCUGCUGCUUCUUUCCCAUCUGUAUUUUUUGACAGAAAAAAAGAUUUGUUGAAGGAAAUGAAUGCUUUAGUGGGAUUUAUUGAAGGGAUUUGUGAAGUCCCAGAUUCUUUACACCUUCAAAGAAAUGAUUUACUGUAUGAACUGAUGAUUCUGGUGGGAGAAGAUUAUCGAGCGGCUCAGUACCAAAUCAUUUCAAGACUCAGUAAUGACACAGCCUUCGCUGAUCAAAUCUCGAGGUUGAGCUCAACAGACUCGUCCGAGUUGAUUGAUUGUUUGAAGAGAUUGGAGAACUGCAAGAAGAGAUUAACAGAGAUAUUUGUCAAUAGGAAACGAUACGAUGCAUUUUGGGAGUUGAUUAAUGAAAGAAAAAUGGAGCUUGAGGAGAUGAAUGGAAACAGAGGAAGAUUGCUAGUAUGGAAGGAAAGGGAAGGGAUGACGAGUUAAUUGAGUCAACUCGGUUUGUUUAACGAGUCUCAUUUUUUCUUCUACACAUAAUAAUUUUUAAUUAAUAUUUUGGUAGCUAUGUUUGUAUUUUUAUUUCAACUUUUGCAGCUGUUCAUGUACGGAUAAUCCUUCCACUUGGAAAAUAUACGAUUGGCGCCGUUGAUAGCCAUUACUUGCUAAAAAUAAAAUUU
Molecule: messenger RNA, 1121 nt
Organism: Olea europaea var. sylvestris
Lineage: Eukaryota; Viridiplantae; Streptophyta; Magnoliopsida; Lamiales; Oleaceae
Product: putative clathrin assembly protein At4g40080
Exons: 1
Coding region: 1-930 (309 amino acids)
Biological process (GO): clathrin-dependent endocytosis; vesicle budding from membrane; clathrin coat assembly
Cellular component (GO): clathrin-coated pit; clathrin-coated vesicle
Molecular function (GO): SNARE binding; phosphatidylinositol-4,5-bisphosphate binding; 1-phosphatidylinositol binding
Source: RefSeq, a predicted model, not a curated record